This is a messenger RNA of Paralichthys olivaceus (Japanese flounder), 1563 nucleotides long. RefSeq names its product putative methyltransferase DDB_G0268948. The record is from RefSeq and is a predicted model, not a curated record. Gene Ontology annotation, molecular function: S-adenosylmethionine-dependent methyltransferase activity. Lineage: Eukaryota; Metazoa; Chordata; Actinopteri; Pleuronectiformes; Paralichthyidae.
CCCACUGUCUGACCAACUGCCUGCAGCAUGUAAAUGUUGGCUCUUCUUAUCCAGUACGAGAAAGAAAAAAGAACGAUUGCUUUAAUCUCUUCAUGUAACUUUUGAUAAAUCAGCUGUUCACAGAGGUUAAGCAUGGCUCACCGCCUGUUUGAGGGCAAGAAGCAUGCUGCUGCUUACUUAAAGUACAGGAUCUCUCCACCAGAACAAAUUAUACAACAGGUCCUUGGAUUCCUGGAAAAAUGGAAAGCUCGUCCUUUUGAGCUGGCAGUGGAUGUGGGUUGUGGCCCAGGACAGGGUACUUUGCUUCUGGCCAAACAUUUUGCUUCUGUGGUGGGGACAGAUGUGAGUCCUGCCCAGCUAGAAUUGGCUUUGCAGUAUGCUCUGGAGGCAAACAUCACAUAUAGAGAGUGUGCAGCCGAGGAGCUGCCGUUUGCUGACAGCUCAGUGGACCUGGUGACAGCCAUGACUGCGUUCCACUGGUUUGACAGGCCACGCUUUCUCCAGGAGGCCCACAGAGUCCUGAAGCCCCGCGGCUGCCUGGCUCUGCUCAGCUACACCAUGGACAUGGAGCUCAGCUACGAGGACUGCUGCUCGCAAACACUCAACCAAGUCUGCAGAGAGUUUUAUGCAGCUUUAAAACUUUACCGCAACCCUCAUCUUGGUCCCAGCUCUCUUGAGUUGUACCGGGAGACAUAUGAAUCCAUCCCUUACCCUGACAAGGAGUGGCAAGAGUGUGUGAGAGUGAGAAAGGCCAUGCCUCUGUCCAGCUACAUGGGGAUGGUGGAGUCUUUCUCCAGUUAUCAGGCUCUUUUGAGAGAUGACCCACAGAAGGCCACACAACUCUCCCAGGACACCUGUCAAAAGCUGAUGUCUGUGAUGCAGGUGACCUCAGCAGAGGCAGAGGUGGUGGUGACUGUGAAGUAUUACUACCUGCUGGCCUGUAAACCAGAGGAGGCCUGAGUCCACCUCACACUUUCAGCACCAGUCAUGAACAUCACGGACACAGAAAAUCUUUGUGUGAGGCUGUUUUAUAAAAUACCACUAGAGGGUGGCAUUGAUCAAGAGUCUAUGUGAUUAUUGAAUCUCUGUAUUAAAGGUCCUGUUUUUAAUAUUUAGGUGAAAGGGAACUAUUGUGAGAAAUUUAAUGUAGAAUAAUCCUCAUGAUGUUUUCACUAGUUCAUUUUCUUAACCCCAGAAAAGGCCCUUUAUAUUUAAAUACUUUAUAUUUACAUCGAGGGGACCCUCUUUACGGAGGCCGCCAUGUUUUUUACAUUAGUCCAGACUGGAUAAACUAAACACCUUUUGAGUUUUUAUGACAAUUGAAGGCUACCACAGUUUCUUUUCCAUGUUUGAAAGGAGAGGGUGAGGUGAGGGGUGUUCAGCUGCGACAUGGAAUUUCAACAGUAGAUAUCACAAAAUUCUACACACUGUACCUUUCAUUGUCCAUCUUCAUUUUGCUGGCAUUUUUUAUCUCUUUUUGAAACCCAUCUUAAUUGAGGCAUAAGACUUCAUUCAAUGGGCUUCAUCAACAUAACCGCAGACAGAUAUAUUCUCUUUAUUUGU